Pezoporus occidentalis (night parrot) is the source of this 1916-nucleotide messenger RNA. It is a transcript of the gene TMEM196, whose product is annotated as transmembrane protein 196. The record is from RefSeq and is a predicted model, not a curated record. The transcript has 5 exons. NCBI's taxonomy places the organism in Eukaryota, Metazoa, Chordata, Aves, Psittaciformes, Psittacidae. The coding region runs from base 537 to 1094 and encodes 185 amino acids.
CGGCCGUACCGCCUCGCCUGUGCAUUGGGCCUCGAUUCAUACAUAAAUAUAGCCUGGGUGGGCUCGCCACACUCCUCUCCCCGCUCCAACUCCCAACCCAGGAAGAGAGGGGGGAAGAGAAAUAAUAUGGGGGUGGGGGCUGUGUAAAAAAAUCCCAGUGAGGUCAUUUCAAUGAGAGCGCAGGAGGCGAUAAGACAAGGUCGACUUUUCCGGCGGAGGCGCAGCCCCUGAGGAGAGCGGUGCCGUACACCGCCAGCCGCGCUGCCCGCCCGCAGCGGCUGCCGUCCCCGCCGCCCAUCCGGAACCUUGGACAGCUCCGCGGCUCUGGGGCUGCGCUCUCCGCCGGCGCGGCGCUGCGCGGAGCCCGGCUCGGCCCUUCGGCAACGCCCGCCGGCAGCGGAUGCGCCGCUCCGCCCCGGCUACCGGCGAAGGAACAAAACUUUGGGGGCUACUUACCGCCGCGGGAGCGCCGGAGGAGGAGGAGGAGGAUGCGCGGUUUCCCCGGCUGAUCGGGAAGAAAGGAUGACCAAGGGAGGAUGUGCACCAGCAGCCAGAUCAUCGGGAGCCUCCUGGUGCUCUCCGUGCUGGAGAUAGGGUUAGGGGUGUCCAGCGUGGCCGUGGGGGCGGUCAGUUUCAGCCUGGUCCUCACAGAGCAUAAACCUCAGCUGGGAGACUCUUCUCCGGUAUGGAGCGGGGUGUGUUUUCUGCUUUGUGGCAUAUGUGGAAUACUGUGCGCCAAAAAAAAAUCUGGACUUGUUAUGAUACUUUUUUCUGCCUGUUGCAUCUGUGGACUAAUCGGAGGAAUCUUAAAUUUUCAAUUUCUUCGUGCUCUGACAAAGAAGUCGUCUGCUCUUUAUUCUUUGCAUCUUGCCUCCAUGUCUCUUGCAUGCAUUGGAAUUGGUGGUUGCACCCUUUCUUCAUGGCUCACUUGUCGGCUAGCCAGCUAUGAACAAAGGCGAAUGUUCUCAGAAAGAGAACAUUCAUUGCAUCACUCCCAUGAAAUGGCAGAAAAAAGGUUGAGGGGUAUUGAAAUAACCGACCUGCCCAGCUGCCCGGUGGUUCCCCCGACACCAGAGUUACCUCCAAGGAAAUGACAGACAACAUAAGCAAUGGUGGCCCACAUCUGAUUUAUAACGGAAGUAUAUAUUAAGAGAUAUUUAAAAGUUCCAUGGAAAGAAAUGGGUUUAGAACUUUCUUCAGGAAAAAAAUAUAGACUCCAAGAAAAUAGAAUUAUCUUAGCUUUUAUGGCUCCAAUGUUACAACUGCAGAACAGGACAGCUGCAUUUUCCUUUUAGAAACAUGUUCAAAAUUUGUCUCCUAAACAUUUUGAGGAUAUACAGUAUUUAUUAAUUUCCUGGCUACUCUCUGUUUGUUUUUUUUUUUUGUCUGAAUAACUUUUCAUAAUUCUGUCAGCAUUUGAAACAGACUUCUCAAGACUCUUCUUCUCAGAAAGACUCAAAACCAAGGAAAAAAUAAUCAAACGGCUACAUUUAGCCUGUCACAGCAUUUCUAAAGAGAAGAGAGCAGAGGAAGGAUGGCUCAGGGGAAUCUUUUUCUCCUCCCCACUUAACAGCAUCUGGUGUAAUAUGAUGGCGUCAGAUCAUCUGGCAUGGUACCAGCAACACAUCUGCACAGUCCUUCUCCCCAGCCAGCCUCAAUUUUCCCAGUAGAUCCUAUCAAAAGAGAGUGCAAAUUACUCUUCCAAAAGGCUCCCAUUUCACAUUCAGAGUGUAAAUGAAGUGUGCUGAAAACACCACCAAUGUCUUUGUUUUGAAAGACAGAAUGCUCUAAGAAUGCUAUAAAUCAAAAUCUCAACAAUGCCUUGUUGUAAAGAAAUUGUAAAUAUUUCCAAUUUGUGAAGUAUAUUUCGUAAUUUGUUCAUAAAAGAUAAGAAAUAAAAUGAAAUCUAAACCACA